Molecule: messenger RNA, 585 nt
Organism: Helianthus annuus (common sunflower)
Lineage: Eukaryota; Viridiplantae; Streptophyta; Magnoliopsida; Asterales; Asteraceae
Product: heterogeneous nuclear ribonucleoprotein A1-like
Exons: 3
Coding region: 1-585 (194 amino acids)
Molecular function (GO): zinc ion binding; nucleic acid binding
Source: RefSeq, a predicted model, not a curated record
AUGGGCACUCUGCCCAGAUGUGAUGUGUGCCAGUACCAUCAUGUCGGCCAGUGCAGAGUUAGGAAAUAUGAGUCUUGUGGAAGGGUUAGUCAUUCGAAGGAGACGUGUUGGGCCGGUACUGGUCGUGGUAAUGGUGGUCAGAAAGGUUAUGGCAAUGGGAAUGGAAACAAUAACCGUGGUGGUAAUGGGUAUGGAAACCGCAAUCAAGGAGGAAAUGGCGGUAAUGGAAAUCGUGGUGGUUUUGGAAAUCAAGCUGGUAGUGGAAACGGUGGAGCAAACAACAACCAGGGUGGUAAUGGAAAUGGAAAUGGUCGGGGACCAGGUUGCUUUAACUGUAGAGAUGUGGGGCAUUUCAAGAGAGAAUGCCCAAAGAUCAACCAAGCUCAGGGAAGGAAUAUACCUGGGUUGGUAGCUAGUAAGCUAGAUAUUCCGUACUCGAUAGAGCUAGCUAAUGGAAAGCUAGUAGAAACGAAUGAAGUCAUUAGAGGUUGCGUGAUAGAACUCAGGGAGCACGAGUUUACGCUUGAUCUUCUGCCAAUCGAGUUGGGAAGCUUUGACGUGGUCGGUCGAUCAGACGGUCGUUAA